AUGAAGCAGUUAGAGUAUGGAGCCCUGGCAAGACGAGCAAACCAGAUCAAGGACGAGCUCAGACAGGGAAUGAGAAGACCCUACAAAGAAGUGAUCGAUGUCUUCCAGGAUGAUUUACACAGGGCAGGAAUGAAACCUCUGACAUUUGUCAGACAGGUUCUUGCAGCGUGUGUUUACCCGCCGCUUAUCAACAGCAACAAUCUGCCACUUGAUGUAAGACAGAGGGCCCAGGAGGAGCUGGGAAGAUGUGUUGGAGGGAGUGUAGGUUCAUAUUCUGCUACAGCUGGUAUACCAGAAAUCAUCCACAGCAUCUCUGAAUUCAUAAAGAGACGAGACGGAGGAAUUCCAUCUCACCCCGACAACAUUUACAUCAGCCCUGGCUCACAGUGGUCAAUCUUGAACAUUCUCAAUGUCUUAGUGAAGCGUGAGGCUUCACCAAGAACAGGUGUGUUGAUUCCAGUGCCAUGCCACAACAAAACCGUGUUGUCCAUAACGCAGUUGGGUGCAAUCGCCGUCCCUUAUUACCUGAGUGAGGAGGAGGGAUGGGCGCUGCAGGUGGAAGAGCUGCAGCGAGCGCUCGAAUCUGCAAAGGGAGUCUGUAAUCCUGCGGCUCUGUACGUCAUCAACCCCGGAAAUCCAGCAGGUUAUGUUCAGAGCCAAAAAUCAGUGCAAGAGGUGAUCCGGUUUGCUUGGGAAAAGAGGCUCUUUCUUCUGGUUGAUGAGCUCUAUCAGGACUGUGUUUAUGGGGAAAACUGUGAGUUUGUCUCCUACAAAAGGACUUUGAGCGAGAUGGGGCCUCCUUUCUCAGGCACAGUGGAGCUGGCCUCCUUUCACUCAGUGUCCAAAGGCUUCUUGGGAGAGUGUGGUCUCCGUGCUGGAUAUGUCGAGCUGGUAAAUCUGGAUCCUGCUGUCAUGAAAUACAUCCACACACUUUUCUCCAAAGAUGCUUGUCCACCAGUUUUAGGUCAGAUUGCCCUGGAUCUGAUGACAGACCCUCCAAAGCCAGGAGACCCCUCAUACCCGCUCUAUAAACAGGAGAUUGAGCACAUCAGGACUGUGCUGGUUCAUAACGUGAAGAAAGUCCACGAGGUUGUCAACAGCCUACCGGGAUUCAGCUGCCCACCCAUUGAAGGAGGAUUGUUUGCGUUCCCCAGACUGCACCUCACACCAAAAGCCAUUCAGAAAGCCAAGGAAUUAGGACUGCAGCCAGACGCAUUCUACUGUACGAGACUGCUAGAAGAAGGUGGAGUGUUUACCAGUCCUGGUUGGGAGUACGGACAAAAGGAGGGCACCUACCACAUCAGCUUUUGCAUCGCGGUCCCUCAGGAUGUCAUGGAGGAAUUACUGAGACGCCUGAGCAGCUUCCACAUGACAUUUAUGAAGGAUUUUUCUUAAAGAAAAAGGAAAAGUUUCCUCUGGAGUUUCUUUUUUCUGUAAUCCCAUAACUCUAUAUAGAAAAUCAAACCAUUUUUGAAACAGCGAUGUUGAUUUUAAUAAA
Molecule: messenger RNA, 1498 nt
Organism: Pelmatolapia mariae (spotted tilapia)
Lineage: Eukaryota; Metazoa; Chordata; Actinopteri; Cichliformes; Cichlidae
Product: alanine aminotransferase 1-like
Exons: 11
Coding region: 1-1395 (464 amino acids)
Biological process (GO): biosynthetic process
Molecular function (GO): pyridoxal phosphate binding; L-alanine:2-oxoglutarate transaminase activity
Source: RefSeq, a predicted model, not a curated record